Messenger RNA from Haemonchus placei, 1296 nucleotides. Lineage: Eukaryota; Metazoa; Nematoda; Chromadorea; Rhabditida; Trichostrongylidae. The record is from the annotation of a GenBank genome assembly.
AUGAAAACUACAGCAACCGAAACUCCAACCCCCAUCUCGAAUACGACAGCAGCGCCUAUUACCACGACGAGUCCAAAGACAGCGACCGCUGCUACCACCAUCGCAACAACAACAACAGCAGCAGCAACAACAACAACGUCCACUACCCCGACUACAACCACACCUACUACGACUACAACAUCAACGACAACUAUCCCCACAACAACAGCAACUACUACUACUACAGCCACUACUACAACAUCAAUUACAACCACUACGACUCCAGAAACAACGACAACUACCACCACAACAACAUCAACAGAAGCAACAACCACUACUCCGACAUCAAUCACAACGACUACGACUCCAGAAACAACGACAACUACCCCCGCAACAACAACUACUGCAACGGCUCCAACAGUUGUCUUAAAAACGAUAAUAACCGAGACUUCGACAGCAACAUCCCUAACCACGACACCGAGUUUCACAACAAUGACAACUGCCUCGACUCCAACAAUGAUGGCGAGCAAUUCUACUACAGCAACAGCAGAAAUAGUGGCAGUAACCUCUUUAACUCAUGCGACGACAACGAAAAUCAAAUCAAGCACAACAACAUUUGAAUCUACAUCCACAUCUCCAAUUACUUCCCCAACUACAUCUGAAGAAGUAGACACAACUGAAGAAUCUUCGACAACUGAUACCUCAGAAAUUCCGGGAAUAGUCUUAGAGGAAACGUCUGCUAGAGACGAAGCACGGAAAAAAGCGGCCUUUCGCCUGCUGAUUCUCAGCAUAGGUAUGGUUGUCGUGUUGCUUCUCCAGCUGUUAUUCAUCAGAAUGCUAAGAAAGGAGUAUCGGAAACAGUAUGAACACUAUUUGCGAACUUUUAUGAGAAAAACAAGAGAUGAUAAGAAAUCGAAGAUGGCCCUGAAAAGUUCACAAGAGCCGAUGAAGACUCAGGUCCCAUCAAAGAUGAGUGGGGAAGGUUUCUUGACACCAGAAAAGCCGUCGAUUAUGAGCGGUGAAGGCAUUCUUCCAGCAGAAAACAAGACAUUGAAGAUGAGUGGUGAAGGCAUUAUUCCAGCGGAAAACAAGACGUUGAAGAUGAGUGGCGAAGGCGUCUUUUCACCAGAGAACAAACCAUUAAAGAUGAGCGGCGAAGACAUUCUCACACCGAAAAACAAUGUCGAGCAACAAGGUCUGAGCUCGUUUAAGUGGAAAGUUCCUUUGAAAUCAGUAGGGAGUGAUGAAAACGUUAUCGAUUACUACAAUGGAGCACAUAAAACUGACCAAAAACCUGACCAAAAACCUAAACCUUGA